This is a messenger RNA of Galendromus occidentalis (western predatory mite), 2621 nucleotides long. Its product is annotated as zygotic DNA replication licensing factor mcm3. Gene Ontology annotation, cellular component: MCM complex; nucleus. Gene Ontology annotation, molecular function: single-stranded DNA helicase activity; single-stranded DNA binding; ATP binding. The transcript has 7 exons. NCBI's taxonomy places the organism in Eukaryota, Metazoa, Arthropoda, Arachnida, Mesostigmata, Phytoseiidae. The record is from RefSeq and is a predicted model, not a curated record. Gene Ontology annotation, biological process: mitotic DNA replication initiation; double-strand break repair via break-induced replication; DNA replication. The coding region runs from base 1 to 2421 and encodes 806 amino acids.
AUGGCCAACGAAACGGUGAACAACACGUUGAACGAUCUCCAAAGAGAAUACCAGGAUUUCCUAGACGAUGACAAUGACGAGGGAAACUACAGAGAGAAAAUUACCGAGAUGCUCGCGCUUAAGAAGCGCCGGCUGAUUGUGAACAUCAACGAUAUGCGAACGAAAAACCCCAAAAGAGCUGCCGAACUUCUGAAUAACACGGCAGAAGAAAUGUUGGCCUUCGAACUCGCCCUGAAGAGCAUCGUCAUGCAAGCAGACCCGUCCCUGCAGAAAGAAUACAGAGGACUACGUUUUUCGAUCGGGCUCGAAGGGAGUUUCGGGAACAGACACGUCACUCCGAGAUCUCUGACUUGUACCAAUCUUGGGGGAAUCGUCUGUGUUGAAGGAAUCGUCACGAAAGCAUCCCUAAUCAAGCCGAAAAUUGUCAGGUCUGUGCACUAUUGUCCAGCGACCGAGAAAUUCCUCGAACGAAACUAUACGGACAUAAGCUCGUACGAUUCGACGCCGUCAUCAUCGAUAUAUCCCACCAAGGACGACGACGGAAACCUAUUGGAGACGGAAUUCGGUUUAUCAACCUACAAGGACCACCAGACGUUGACCAUUCAGGAAAUGCCGGAAAAAGCGCCUGCGGGCCAGCUCCCCCGAUCAGUCGAUAUCUUAUGUGAUGAUGACAUGGUCGACCUAUGCAAGCCCGGCGAUCGUGUGCAGAUUGUCGGGUUGUACCGCUGCUUGCCCUUCGCUCAAGCAGGUUACACAAACGGAAUUUUCCGAACUGUUCUCCUAGCCAACAAUGUCCGUCUGCUGAGCAAAGAGGUCGCUACCGAACUGACGGCGGAUGACAUGAAGAAAGUCCGACAGUUCGCUCGUGAAAAGGGUGGCGAUGUUUUCUCUGUUCUCUCAAAAUCGUUGGCACCCUCCAUCCAUGGUCAUGAUUUCGUCAAAAAAGCCCUACUGUGUCUGUUGCUCGGCGGCAGCGAGAAAGUCCUGCCGAAGAACAGGACCAGGCUCAGAGGGGACAUCAACAUCCUUCUGAUCGGAGACCCAUCCGUGGCCAAAUCUCAGAUGCUCCGUUUCGUUCUGAAUAUCGCACCGCGAGCCAUUGCCACAACCGGUCGAGGAUCUUCCGGCGUCGGUCUGACGGCCGCGGUCACGACCGACCAGGAGACGGGCGACCGUCGUCUCGAAGCGGGUGCCAUGGUCCUCGCAGAUCGGGGGGUGGUCUGCAUCGACGAAUUCGAUAAGAUGUCUGACAUCGAUCGUACGGCGAUUCACGAAGUAAUGGAGCAGGGACGAGUGACAAUCGCCAAGUCCGGAAUCCAGGCUCAACUCAAUGCUCGUUGUUCGGUACUCGCUGCGGCCAAUCCUGUGUAUGGGCGAUACGAUCAAUACAAAACGCCGAUGGAGAACAUCGGUCUCCAGGACUCUCUCCUGUCUCGUUUCGAUCUGCUAUUCGUCCUGCUGGACACGAUGGACCCAGAGAACGAUUUGCGAAUCUCGGAACACGUAGUUCGGAUGCAUCGGUACCGUAAUCCCAACGAGCAGGACGGUGAGGCUAUGCCUCUCAAGAAUGUGGCGGACUACCUGUCCACGGAAGAUCCCAAAGUCGUCACCGGCGGCCAAACCACAGAGAUUUACGAAAAGCACGACGCCUUGUUGCACGGGCCCCGUAAGAACAACAAGGAGAGAAGAGUUUCCCUUCCGUUCCUGAAAAAGUACAUCCACCUCGCUAGACAAGUGAAGCCGGCUCUGACAGACGAAGCUGGCCGCAUCAUCAGCGAAGAGUAUCCUCGGCUGCGUAGUUUCGACUCGGAAAACUCCGACAUGGCCAGGACUCAACCGAUCACGGCGCGUACUCUCGAGACCCUGAUCCGUCUGGCGACGGCCCAUGCGAAAGCCCGGCUGUCAGCAAAGGUCACCGAGGACGACGCGAAAAAAGCUAUCGAGUUGGUUCAUUUCGCCUAUUUCAAGAAGGUGAUCGAAAAGCGCCGGAAAAGGAGACACAACUCGAACGAUGAUGCCGGUAGUUCUGAUGAAGAAGAGGAAGAUGAGCCAAUGGACGAAGGUGAAAAAGAGAACGCAUAUGAGUUCCGCGAAGACUCACCUGCGACUCAGAUCCAGAAGCCCAAGAAAAAGGCUCGUAAGGAACAACCAGAGGAGGAAGAAGCUCCCUUGCCGUCCGGCUCGUCUACCCCGGCGUCUAUAGGGCUCCUCGACAGACUCGACGAGUUCCGAACUCUCCUCAAUAAGGCCUUCAGGAAAACAGCUGGGUCGCAACAGAUGCCGCUGAAAGACUUGAUGGAGUUCCUAGCAGGCGAAUCGCUGAAGACACCUUUCACGCAAGAAGAGGUAGAACUCGCUCUCGAACGGAUGUCGGACGCGAAUCAAGUCAUGGUCUCCGAAGAAAUUAUAUAUCUCAUCUGAUCGAUCGUCCCUGAAAACGUGAUCGCAGCUCGCUCGACACUUUUGUAUAAUUCUCCUGGGAAACAACACGAACCCUUGAUUUUAAGAGCGGUGACGCGAAUCAUUACGUUAAAGAACACUCCCAACCUACGUGGACUUGUGGAUAUCUCGGUCGAGUAUCCUCAUCGAAUCGAAUAAAAUCUCGCAAGAGCGAUAUUGGA